UGGACUAUAAAUUCAUGGUCACCAUUGCCCUUUCUGUCAGCUCGACAGAUUUUGACAAUAACAAGGAGAGACUGUUACAACCUUGAUCUCACACUCUUCUCUCUAGUUGUGAAAAAUGGCUUCAGAUCCGAAGGUUCACGUUUUUGAAGAAGUGGCUAAGCACAACAGCACCAAAGAUUGUUGGCUUAUUAUUUCUGGGAAGGUGUAUGAUGUAACCUCAUUCAUGGAUGAUCAUCCCGGAGGUGAUGAAGUCCUCUUAUCUGCAACAGGGAAGGAUGCGACAAAUGAUUUUGAAGAUGUGGGGCACAGUGAUUCUGCUAGAGAGAUGAUGGACAAAUACUGCAUUGGUAAGAUUGAUGCAUCCACUGUUCCGGCAAGAAGGAAUUAUCUUCCACCCCCUCAAGCUCCUUACAGUCAUGAUAAGCCCCCAGAGUUUUUGAUUAAGGUUUUGCAGUUUCUCGUUCCCCUAUUGAUCUUGGGUUUAGCCUUUGCUGUCCGACACUUCACCAAGAAAGAGUAGUAGUUCUGUUUACAGUGUACCCCUCUGAAGGGUGAGUCAUUGUCCACAUUUUGAGCAAUUGAAAGAGACAGUUGCUUUCUCGUACGUGUUUCAAUUUCUCUGUGAUUUGUCUGUGUCAGCGUUGAGCAGUUGUGUUAGUGAUCUGAACUAUGUUGAACUUCAUUGGAUGAUAUGAGCAAGAGCGGUGGCUGUUUUCAGUCUUCGGCAA
Messenger RNA from Corylus avellana, 728 nucleotides. The record is from RefSeq and is a predicted model, not a curated record. NCBI's taxonomy places the organism in Eukaryota, Viridiplantae, Streptophyta, Magnoliopsida, Fagales, Betulaceae.